CUACUCUAACCUAAAAAACCUUAUCCUUCAUUUUUGCAUAUCUCCUCCUCUCUAUCCUUUCAAAAUUUUCAUAAACCCAAACAGCACAGCCAUGUCUACGGCUUCAGCUUCUUCACUGGUUCUCCCUUCUCUCAACCCCAAAACCCUCUCUUUAUGUAACCCUAACAGACUUGUUUCCAUCUCUUUCAAGCUCCAUGCCAAACCCUCUUCACUCUUUCUUGUACAACAACAACGCCAAAGUCUUUUUGUCCGACACGUAGCUGUUUCCUCUGAAUUCGGACAAGAAGAGGAUCUUUCUAGCGACGGUGGCGGUGGCCGUAGACUCUCCGAAGAGCAUAAAUUGUUUGUGGGUAAUCUUCCGUUUAAUGUUGACAGUGCUCAGCUUGCUGGCUUGUUUGAAACUGCUGGAAAUGUUGAGAUGGUUGAGGUGAUAUAUGACAAAGUGACUGGAAGAAGCAGAGGAUUUGGUUUUGUUACCAUGUCGUCGGCUCAGGAAGUUGAAGUGGCUGCACAGCAGUUCAAUGGCUAUGAACUUGAAGGAAGGGCAAUACGGGUUAAUGCCGGACCUCCUCCCCCGAAAGAAUCUUCCUUUGGUGGAAGCCCUAGAUUUGGUGGAGGUGGUGGUGGUGGUUAUGGUGGUGGCGGUGGCGGUCAAUCUGAUGGCAACCGGUUGUAUGUUGGUAACCUUUCUUGGAGUGUUGAUAAUUCGGCACUUGAGAGCUUCUUCAGUGAGCAAGGGAAGGUUGUCGAUGCCAGAGUGGUUUAUGACAGGGAGAGUGGUAGGUCAAGGGGCUUUGGUUUUGUUACCUUGAGUUCCGCUGAAGAGGUUGAGAAUGCCCUCGAGUCCUUGAAUGGCGCUGAUUUGGAUGGCAGAUCAAUUCGAGUCUCCGUUGCAGAAUCUAAGCCAAGGCGUCAAUUUUGAGUACUAAACAUUUCCGCUUUUUUACCCUGAACAAGAUGUUACAGGGACUUGGUAGACGAGCAAGUGCAGUGUGGUGCUCAUGCGAAGUAGUCCCCGGAUCAUGAGCCAUGCAUCUAGAUGAACAAGAGCCCUGCAUUGGUGUUAUUUCAAUGUAUGUUUUGGGUGCUGUGAUCCUGAUGAAAAUCUCAUAUGUAGGCUAUUGAUAGAUUUUAUGAACCUGUUACUUAUUCUGGUUUCAGCCUUUUGCCGUGUCUAUUUAUCAUAACUGAGUUGAGUUAGUUAAUGGAAUUCCUCUUGCAAA
Mercurialis annua (annual mercury) is the source of this 1223-nucleotide messenger RNA. RefSeq names its product RNA-binding protein CP29B, chloroplastic. The transcript is spliced from 5 exons. NCBI's taxonomy places the organism in Eukaryota, Viridiplantae, Streptophyta, Magnoliopsida, Malpighiales, Euphorbiaceae. Gene Ontology annotation, cellular component: cytosol. Gene Ontology annotation, molecular function: mRNA binding. Bases 92 to 922 code for a protein of 276 amino acids. The record is from RefSeq and is a predicted model, not a curated record.